ACAUGAGGACAUCUCAGUUAACUGUAACCUUCACGUUGCUGUCCUCAUAUCUACUUACACCUUUACAAUGAAAACAUAUGGAAGAGUCACAGUACAUUGCCUGAUGAUAAGAGCGUUGUUCUUUAUGAAGAGUAAUAAAACAGAUGGCGGGAGCCAACGUGUAAAGUGUAGCUGCCUCCACUGCAGAGACAGUCUGAGACCUUUUCUCCAAAGGACUGUAGUGUGGGAUUAUACCCACACAGAACCGAGUGAGAACCCACAGUCCAACAGAACAAACUACAGCCACAGAGAACAUCACGCACUACAAUUAAACUGUCUGACACAACUAAAACCAAACUCUAAACUCAACGUGGACACGAGAGGAAACAAGUAAUGCUCAUCGUCCUGCUUGUUCAUUUUUUCCAUCACAUCUCAUAUAAGUUUUCAGGCGCGCGCGGAGCCUCCGAUGACGCAUGUGUGUGUGUGUGUGUGUGUGUGUGUGUGACACGAGCCUUCAUAUUUCUCUGACGUGAGACAGAAACUCUCAGAAGAGCAAGAAGUCAAGCGGACAGAACCCAAAAAAGAAAAGACGAAAAAAGAGGAGAAGAAAAAACAAGAAACAAGAGAGAGUAAAAGAGAGAGAGAGAAAAAAGAGAGAGAGAGAAAAGAGAGAGAGAGAGAGAGAGAAAAGAGAGAGAGAGAGAAAGAGAGAAAAGAGAGAGAGAGAGAGAGAAAAGAGAGAGAGAGAGAGAGAGAGAGAGAGAGAGAGAGAGAGAGAGAGAGAGACAGGGGGAUGAGGACCUUCCAGAGCCAAAGUCAGCCUGCGCCCCGCGGAGCCUCCAGCAGCCUGCACAGCCUCAGCAGCACCGCCAUGAGUCCACUCAGCACGGCCAGCAUCACCCUCGCAGCCCUGCUCAUCCUCACCAUACCAGUGUGCAAAAGUGCUCCAGCAGAACUUCAGCAAGCCACAACAGAGCAGAGGCAGCUCCUCAGCCAGAUAGACGCUGUGUGCUCAUCCUACCUCUCUGCAGACCUGAAGUUCUGGGUGAGUGAGGCAUCUGAUGUCUUAGGGGAACUCUGUGUCUUGAUGCUGGUUCAGAAGUCAAAGGAGCUGAAAGUGCGAGAAAACAGUAAAAGGGCUGAACUGCAGGGACCUGGUGGAAUCCAGAGCAGAGGUUACUUCCUCUAUCGGCCACGAAAUGGAAGACGAUCCUUAGAAUAUGAGUAAAUUAAAGCUUAGUGUGUAGAGACGACAGACCCCGAGACCCGAGCCGCUGCCCCAUGACUGAGUGAUCCAGACUUUAACCACAGCCCUCCGCCACUGUUGUAUAGUGAUGUCUGAAUGUACAAAAAGAAUAUAAUUAAAAUACUAGUCAAUGGUCCAGAUUUUAUUUUGUGUUAUAUGUUUGUCAUUUGCAUUAAAAUGCUAUAAUGUG
Messenger RNA from Seriola aureovittata, 1415 nucleotides. RefSeq names its product neuromedin U (gene nmu). Bases 773 to 1207 code for a protein of 144 amino acids. Gene Ontology annotation, molecular function: neuromedin U receptor binding. The record is from RefSeq and is a predicted model, not a curated record. The transcript has 8 exons. Gene Ontology annotation, biological process: regulation of smooth muscle contraction. Lineage: Eukaryota; Metazoa; Chordata; Actinopteri; Carangiformes; Carangidae.